Messenger RNA from Orbilia oligospora ATCC 24927, 1497 nucleotides. RefSeq lists its product as uncharacterized. The record is from RefSeq and is a predicted model, not a curated record. The coding region runs from base 1 to 1497 and encodes 498 amino acids. The transcript has 2 exons. Lineage: Eukaryota; Fungi; Ascomycota; Orbiliomycetes; Orbiliales; Orbiliaceae.
AUGUCUGUCUUAAUACCCAUGGUGCCCAGAGCCAGUACCUGGAGUGUGAAAUCUCGUGAUUUCAUAGACGCAGGCCUCUUCACCCAUCAAAAAUUGAGCACAACUGUCAUCAACAAAAUCACGCUUAGCAAUACCAGCGAAGAGAUCCAAAAUGAAAAUGCGUGUAUCUUAGAUCUCGAGGAAUACUUGAACCAAGUUCAAGUUAUUGGCACGGCUCCACAUGAUAUCCCAUCUUACCCUCUAAAGGUGGACAAAGGGGAGCCGAGAAAAUUUAUUUCUAUACGAGGUCGUCCGAGCCUUUGUUUGAUGCAAAGAAUCGGAGAUGAGACAAAAAUUGAGCCAGAGGUGCUUCUAGAGCCCCUAGAUUGGCCUGGAGUCUUCCGAGUUCGUGCUCUUCCUUCUGAUCGCAAAAAGUCUAUUACAGUCCGCUUUAUAUCGCUCGGUUGCUACGCAAGAGAUCGGACAGAUUCGAUUUCAGAGAGUUACAGUCGACGGCAAGCUCUCGUCGACAGCACCGUUAAGGAAAUAUCGCGAAAAAGAUUGCAAGAAGAUAAAGCUGGCAUCGAGGUUUGCCGCAAAGUUCAUCUCCAUGGCCGGAACUUCUUCAGUGUUGAGCAAUAUGCAACUUUCAUACCUUAUAAUAUAAACAUCACCGACCGAUCUUGGUCUGCUAUACUCAUUAAUGACAGCGGAAAUCCGGACAAGGACUCAGGGUAUGUCAACGAUGGUUCUAGAUCACCACUACCUCAGUUUUAUCCCAUCACAAAGUUCGGUUCCUGCGCAUUAGAAGGCCAAGGCAUAUUGCGGAAAGCCGUACGAGCAGAGAGCGAUUCUCGCAACUACUCGACGCCAGAUCCAUGCCGGUCUCGAGCUGACUGUGGUGUCACUAUGAGCCCUGAAGAUAAGAAGUUCGCCCAAGAAAGUCCGAUUUUUAUUGUUUACGAUUUAUUAGUCACUUCUGCUAUAUGUUGGAUCAGAUUCUUCAGUUUUCUCGAGACAUUUGGCAAGGAAAUUCCCGGAGAUGAGGAAGAGAUCGCAACUACUUUGCGCAGGGCCAAACAGAUCUCUGAUGACGCACGCCUAUAUUUCGAUGAUGUAGUCGGCUUUUUGGAAUCACGACAGGAUCUAGGAUGGCCUGAAUGCAGCUCUACGGAGCGUGCUGAUCACAUUGCCAAGACUCUAAUAACCGACUUCGAACAUCUACGGGAUCUUGCGAACCAGUUCUCACGUACAGCUGGGGAUUCUAUCACCAUCGAAAUGAGUCGUAUCAGCAUUUCAGAAUCAAAGAGAGCCCUUGAGCAGGCUCAACGUAUCGAAAAGCUUACCUUCUUAGCCUAUACAUUCAUUCCGAUGGCUUUUGUAUCCUCUGUAUUUGUAUGUUCAAAGGUUUAUGUUUCGAAUGUUUCGAAUGUUUCGAAUGUUUCGAAGGCACGAUUCUUUGAAAGUUUCAUCUGCUUAAGGCAUGAUGUGGUUCAUUUUAUUCUCACAAUCACCUGA